AUCCGAGAAGGACCAUAGUCAUGGCAGCAUUAAAUGUUGCCUUGAUGAGUAAUAGACAUAAUGAAGGUUGCAUUAAUGAAGUGUGGAAAAAUUCUUCAUCCUCUGACACAUGGUAAUUAUUCUUUGCAAUAAUACUUGCAAGUUACAUCAUUUGCCAUCUUAUAUAAAUCGGUACAUGCACUUUCUUUCACCAUAAACAUCACCAUCAUAUAUCCUAAUCAUCCCUUCACAAACCCCACAUAAUCCCUUCACACACCCCACAUACUAUUUCCUCUGCCACUCCAAUUCCACGUCGAACAGAGGAGUCGAGGAAGGAGAAUUUCGCACAAUCGUACAAUCAAACGAAGGAGGAUUUUUAGUGCUGCUGAUGUGACAGUGGCUGGGCUAUGGCUGGGCUAUUCCUAUUGUGGAUGGCCUUAUAGAAGUAAAAUAAAAAAAACCCUUCUCACUCAUCGUAUGAAAUAUUCAGCACCGCGUGAAGUGGGGCCCAGUCGAAAAACUUGAGCAAAAAAUGCAGAAUCAGAGAUUGAAGCAGCAACAGCAUCAGGCGCUGAUGCAACAAGCGCUUCUUCAGCAGCAGUCGCUCUACCAUCCCGGCCUCUUAGCUGCUCCUCAGAUUGAGCCAAUUCCUAGUGGAAAUCUGCCUCCUGGGUUUGACCCAAGCACAUGCCGCAGUGUGUAUGUUGGUAACAUUCACACGCAGGUGACAGAACCACUUCUUCAAGAAGUUUUUGCAAGUACUGGUCCGGUUGAGAGCUGUAAGCUUGUUAGAAAGGAAAAGUCAUCCUACGGAUUCAUUCAUUACUUUGAUCGUAGAUGUGCUUCUCUUGCAAUAUUGACUCUCAAUGGGAGGCACUUGUUUGGGCAGCCUAUAAAAGUUAACUGGGCAUAUGCUAGUGGUCAGAGGGAAGACACGUCAAGUCACUAUAACAUUUUUGUUGGUGAUCUCAGCCCUGAGGUUACUGACGCCAUGUUGUAUGCAUGCUUUUCUGUUUAUCCUAGCUGUUCUGAUGCAAGGGUUAUGUGGGACCAAAAGACUGGCCGUUCCAGGGGAUUUGGAUUCGUCUCUUUCCGCAACCAACAUGAAGCUCAGAGCGCAAUAAAUGAUUUAACUGGAAAAUGGCUUGGUAGCAGGCAGAUACGUUGUAACUGGGCCACAAAGGGUGCUGGUACCACCGAUGAAAAGCAGAACUCAGAUGCUAAAAGUGUCGUGGAACUAACAAACGGCUCGUCUGAAGAGGUUAAGGAGGCAGCAAGCACUGAUACUCCUGAGAAUAAUCCUCAAUACACCACUGUGUAUGUUGGUAAUCUUGCUCCAGAAGUAAGCCAGGUUGACCUCCACCGCCACUUCCAUGCACUUGGUGUGGGAUCAAUUGAAGAAGUUAGGGUGCAGCGUGAUAAAGGAUUUGGCUUUGUGAGGUACAGCACCCAUGCAGAGGCUGCUAUGGCCAUUCAAUUGGGAAAUGCUCAGUCAUAUCUCUAUAGCAAACAAAUUAAGUGUUCGUGGGGUAACAAACCAACUCCACCUGGAACUAGCUCAAACCCACUCCUUCCACCUGGACCUGCACCACUGCACGGCCUAUCUGCUGCCGACCUUUUAGCGUAUGAGCGGCAAAUUGCAAUUAGCAAGAUGGGCGGCAUCCCUGCCCUCAUGCCUCACCAGGGGCAACACGCACUGAAGCCAGCAACGAUGGGAAUGGGUGCAGGUGCUAGUCAAGCCAUCUAUGAUGGUGGUUAUCAGAAUGUAGCUGGCGCCCAGCAGCUUAUGUACUACCAGUAAUCUAUUGAGCUUUGAUACGCGUAAUGUAGGAUGUUCCGGCCUGUGGCACCCCUUGUUCGAGUUAUUAACAUUGUCUAGGAUGUUUGUAUAAUCUGGUUGGGUGUCUUCCCAAUUUCAUUUGUGCUGUGACCUUGAAUCUUGUGCUAUGUAUGUUUGGAUUCUUCUACGAUUGAACUGUGUUGCAUGUUUGAAAA
Molecule: messenger RNA, 1974 nt
Organism: Salvia splendens (bonfire salvia)
Lineage: Eukaryota; Viridiplantae; Streptophyta; Magnoliopsida; Lamiales; Lamiaceae
Product: oligouridylate-binding protein 1B
Exons: 14
Coding region: 512-1780 (422 amino acids)
Cellular component (GO): cytosol
Molecular function (GO): mRNA binding
Source: RefSeq, a predicted model, not a curated record